UUUCAUCACUCACCAGAUUCACCACCAUCCCCGUUCCCUACCCGGGCUGAAUCCAAAGCACGCACAGAAACCCUAGAUGCGUUAAACCCAUUCACAGUUCAAACCUCACACUCACUCUCUCACACACUCUCCACCAUGUCACAAAUGGCGAUCCUCCAUCGAUCUCGCUUCCUUCUCUCCAAACCCACCGCCAUCCGUACCAUCGCCACAUUCCCCUUCCUCUCUCAAGAACCCGAGCUCGCCGAACCCACCCCUAACCCCAACCCCGCCGCCUCCCCUCUCCCUCCCAAUCCCGCCUCCGGCAGCCCUCUUUACGGCGAGAAUUGGCGGAACCCCAAUCCACGCCCCUCCGCCUCCUCCAGCACCAUCGCCCCCCUCGGCUACACCGGCCGCACCACAUUGUCGGAAUCCUACGACUCCCUCGAGCUUCAGAACUUGUUCGGUGAAUACAUGGCGUCGCAGAAAUGGGAUGAGGUGAAGGAUCUGUUCGAGGCUUGGGUGAGGUCUCUCGACAAAAAUGGGAAGCCUAACAUGCCUGAUGUUAACCUCUACAAUCACUACCUCAGGGCCAACCUCAUGAUCGGAGCCUCCGCGGCUGAGUUGCUCGACAUCCUUGCUCAGAUGGAUGAUUUCAACGUCGUCCCUAAUACGGCAUCGUUUAACCUCGUCCUCAAGUCUAUGCGUCAAGCCGGUGAAACCUUUGCUGCUGAGAAACUUCUCGAACGGUUAGAUCAAGGCAACCGAUUUGCUUUGGAAUUGAUGGAGGCCAAAUAUUUUCGCUUUCUUAAGAUUGUGGGUGUUGGGUACAAAGCGAGGGCUGAAGCUGCAGGGCGGCUGUUGCUUCUCAAAUUGGGUUAUAGUCAUGAGGUGGAAUUAACUGUGCCUCCUGCAGUUCGUGUUUUCUGUUUCAAAAACAAUGUAGUUUGCUGCACUGGAAUAGACAAGCAAAGGGUGCACCAGUUUGCAGCUACUGUUCGGAACUGUAAGCCACCUGAAGUUUACAAAGGGAAGGGCAUAAUGUAUGUUGAUGAAGUUAUCAAGAAAAAACAAGGAAAGAAGUCUAAGUGAUCAUGUAAUCUCAGGUGAUUUCACCAAGUGUAGGACUCAGAUGUACAUUGGCUAGACUUCAUCUGCAGAAUUGUUCACUCUAGCCUAUGAACAAAUUCAGUGUUGGAAUUCUUGAGCUGAGCAUCAUGGAUAAUCAAGUACUUGCUUUAAAAUAAUAUUCAUUAUCUUGCUCCAAUAUGAUUGACAUGUAUCGUUUAGAGUUUAAUGAAAAUGUUAUUUUAGGGUAUAUGCCCUUUAUCUGGAAA
Lotus japonicus is the source of this 1313-nucleotide messenger RNA. RefSeq names its product pentatricopeptide repeat-containing protein At1g26460, mitochondrial-like. NCBI's taxonomy places the organism in Eukaryota, Viridiplantae, Streptophyta, Magnoliopsida, Fabales, Fabaceae. Gene Ontology annotation, biological process: translation. The coding region runs from base 136 to 1068 and encodes 310 amino acids. The transcript is spliced from 2 exons. The record is from RefSeq and is a predicted model, not a curated record. Gene Ontology annotation, molecular function: structural constituent of ribosome; protein binding; rRNA binding. Gene Ontology annotation, cellular component: ribosome.